Messenger RNA from Dunckerocampus dactyliophorus (ringed pipefish), 4562 nucleotides. Its product is annotated as calcium homeostasis modulator protein 5-like. The record is from RefSeq and is a predicted model, not a curated record. The transcript is spliced from 2 exons. NCBI's taxonomy places the organism in Eukaryota, Metazoa, Chordata, Actinopteri, Syngnathiformes, Syngnathidae. Bases 1321 to 2253 code for a protein of 310 amino acids. Gene Ontology annotation, molecular function: monoatomic cation channel activity.
AUUGUUCCCAUGUCAGUCUAAAUGACUCAUUUCCAAUCCUUUCUUGACCAACUGAAAGCCUGGGUGAUGCGUGUACUGUAAUGCACACUUCCAUACAGCACAAAUAGAUGCUAAUGCAUUGUUGGUAUUUCACAUUAGCGUCUUCUGCAAGGCACUCAGCCUGAGUGGUCUUGUGAGGAAGUGAGCACGUCCUCAUUCUGCUGUGCUGCUGAUGCUGACAGUCUCUCUCUCUCCCUCUCUCGGAAACAAUGGUAAGUUCUUUUCGGACACUUUAGCCUGAAUAAGGCGUUGUUCUGCGUGAUUUGUUGCUUGCGUGUUUUCCUUGUUUGCAAGUUUUGUCCCAAUAUGUGAUUUCAUCAUGGGUCGUAAUUCGGCGACCGUGUUUUGACUACCGAAAACCAAGAUACUCAAAUGAUACUCGGAGUUUACUCAAAGAUGACACAAAUUCCAAAGAAGAACACUGAAAAAAAUCAUUCCAAAAACAGCGGGACACAGGAAUCACUUUUUCCACACAGGGGCCAUGUAGGUUUGGAAUUUUUCCUCCCUUAAUAAUAAAAAGUUUCAUUUAAAAACUGCAUUUCGUGUUCAGUUGUGUUGUCAUUGACGAAUAUUUACAUUUGUUAGAUGAUCUGAAACAUUUAAGUGUGACAAACAUGCAAAACAAUAAGAAAUCACGACGGGGGCAAACACUUUUUCAUGCAACCACUAUGCGAUUUGUAACGGUAUGUUACUUUUUAAAUACAAUAAUGGCCCAUAUUUCCAAAAUCGAUUUUUUUAAGUGUUUUUUUUUUUUUAUCAUUGCACCCGAAAGGUUCCCGGGGCCCGGUUCGGCCCCACCCACGGACCGGUACCGGUCGGGAGCCCUGCUUUAAAUGAAAACAUGUCAUUCCUUGCUGGAUUGAUGGGCUUCCACGUGUUUACUUUUGCAUGUGAUGCGGGCUUUGCCGUAAGACGGCGGCCACGCUUCCGAAUUCAUUCCAGUCAGCAGAAACAGGGUGGUGAUCGGCAGAACAGGAUUCACAGGAUUUUUGCAGCUCCGUGCAAGUCAAGUGGGACCGUACAGGAAGAGGGGAAAGGGUGUGAAUGUGUAACAUAAGAAGAGAUGAGCUUCCCUUUGCCUCUUAGCUGUUGGACAAUGAGCAAAAAGGAGUAAUGAGUGGCUUGGGGCAGCAGAGGAACCGAGGGAGGAGUCUGAAGGGAGUGCACCAGCCAAAGGGAGGGGCACGGCUGUUUUUGUCUUGAGCUGGAAGACGGUCCACAGCUGGCUCCAGCUUUUUCAUUCUGCUGUCUUUUCUUUUCCGGGUUAUCCCCGCUGGCACAAUGGAUAAAUUCCAGACCGUCCUGCGCUUCCUCAUGAACCAGAAGGCCACCAUUGGCUACAGUUUUAUGGCGCUCCUCACGAUAGGCGGGGAGAGAGUCUUCUCCAUGGUGUCCUUUCAGUGCCCCUGCAACCAUGACCAGAACUUUGCCUAUGGGCUCACAUUCCUGCUGGGCCCCGCUGCUGUGCUGCUGGUCUUGGGUCUGUUCUUUAACAACAGGUUGUGGAGGCUUUACACGGGAUGCUGCCUCAAUCCCAUGAAGCUAUGCCCCCGCGGGAACUGCUUUGGCUGCUUCCAAGUGUUGAUGAGCAUCUUCACCGGGGCGUGCGUGGCGCCGUUGAUGUGGCUCUCCGUGGCUCUGCUCAACGGGACCUUUUACGAGUGUGCCGUCAGCGGUCUGGAUGAAAACGUGGUGGUGGAUCUGUUUUGUAAAAACAAAACCAUGACGUGUCGGGAGGAGCUGGCCCACGUGCCCUGCGGCAGGUCCAAGUUAUCCGCUGACGAGCGCAUGGAUCUGCUGCUGAUGUUCAGAGCUCAGUCUCAGAUCCUGGGCUGGUGCAUCAUCAUUAUCGCCACAACCACCGGGCUCCUUGGCACCUGCUACACUAACUGCCGCUCCAAAGUCAGCUUCUUGCAGCUCACCUUCUGGAAGCGCUACAUGGAGAAGGAGAAAGAGCACUUUGACGCUUACACACUCGAGUAUGCCUCCAAACUGGCGGAAAGAAAUCUACACAGCUUCUUUGACAACAAGGAUCCUGAUCCGUUCCCUUUCCCCAACCACAAGGCUUGGGAGGAGAUCUCCGCGCUCUAUACCUUCUCCAGGAGCGAGCAGUAUUACAGCACGCUGCAGAGGUACGUGGAGAGGACAGACAGGGACUUUACGCCAGAGAAGAGACCUGUUAUGGACUUGGAGCGUGGAAUGGAGAUGAGCUAGAGCGGAAGAAGACAGCAGACUGGUGAAACUGUUCCAGGAAUAAAGAAGAAAGACUAAGGAAGGGCACAACCACGAGAUGAUCCAUCUGUCAUUAACUGCAUUUUAAUCCCGUUCAAUCCAUCACAAGGAUACGGCUAUUGAUUGAUACUAACCGUCAUCAGUUCUACUAACCCUAAUGCAGGGGUGUCCAAAGUGCGGCCUGGGGGCCUUUUGCAGCCUGCAGCUGUUUUUUUGUUUUGUUUUUUACAUUCUAAAAAUAUCAAGAAAACUAAAAAAUAAAAAAAAAAGAAACCAACAACAAAAAUGGAAAAAUCAGAAGUAAUGUUACAAGAAUAAACAUUGGAAUGGAAUGGUAAAUAUAAAGAGGAAAUAUUGGUAAUUUUACAGAAUAUUAUGAGUAAAAAAAUAACGUUAUUUUAGUCACAGAAAGGUGAAGGUGGGAAAAAAGUUAUAAUAUUAAGAGAAUAAAGACAGAAUUUACAAGUAAAAAAUUGAUGUUUUUCACCAUGUGGCCCUCGUUGGAAAAAGUUCGGACACCCCUCCUGUGACACAUAUAUGUUCAUGCAAUGGCAAAAAAAAGUGUGCAACAAGCAUAUGUAAAGUGGCAUGAGAAAGGUUUGGUGGUAGUACUUAAGGUACUUAAGCAUCCAUUGGUGGAUUUGUGUGAGCAGAAGCAGGGUAAAGUGCUGUGUGUGCCAGGAAAAAUACACUACUGAAGUUUUGACGGGGCUUUCUUUAAUAUUAAAGAAGUUAUUAGAAAGAGGCCAAGGCUGUGUCUCAAAGCAAAUACUUCAGUCAGUACACUUUAAAACGUAUACUGUGCACAAAUUAUGACAGUGUAGUACUUCCCCCAUAUCAAUUUGUUGCAUCAUUUACCCGCUUCUUCUUCUGUUCACUCCUUUUCCACCGCUAUCGGCUGCUCCUCGGCCGCAUAGACAUCGAUAGACGCCACAUCUAGUGGGUUUGUCCACUGCGGUGAUACGACAACGUCGCGCGCCAUACUGGAUGUGUCAAGGCUGCGCUGGAAAUGAAUUCAAGUUAAUGUACUUACUUUCAUAAAGCGCCUUUUGACAAAAAAUGUAAGUUAGUGCCUCUCAUUUAUACAUUCACACAGGCACUAAUAAACUUAGGAAACAGUUAGGCACCACAAACAAUCACAGUCACAUUGUACGGCGUACAUUGGCGGCGUCGUCAACGUACAGCCGCGCCCAACGACGCGAACUGGCUCCUGUUGUUCAUUUCAAAGAGCCGGCUCUUUGAGCCGAUUCGUUCGCGAUCGACACAUCACCACAGAAGACGACGUGUACUGCAGUACGCAAGUGCGCAAAUUGAGACACAGCAAAAUGUCAAUAUAUUUAAGUGCUUAUUUCUAACAAAACUCACCUGUCUUAUGUAACAUGCAUCGAAAUAACCAUCCUCUCCUCUGAUGGUAUUAUUUUUCACAAAACAUGUACAAGAACCAGGCAAGAUACUUGAGAAUAUUGUUUCAGGACAGCAGACUUACCAUUAAAUGUGUCGCCACAGUGGUGAUGAAGCUGCGAGGAAGAACUACUGUUGAUAGUUGUCGACCUUUGUGUCUGUUUGAACCAUUAAAAAACACGAGUGUCAUGGUCUUAAUGUCUCCAUUUCAUAGCCAACUUAUUUAUUAAAAGCCAAAACUUGUUUUUCAAAAAUAUUCAAAUGAUUUAUUUUUGCGUCAUUUACGUCAUUCUAUCCAAAUAUACAGUUAGCGCACAUCAAGCCACUGCGUGAGUCCAACUGUGUGUUUUUUAAUCACAAAACGCCAUUCCCUGUUAGCAUCCUAUUAGCUAGCUAAACAAACCGGCAAACGGAACCGGAAAUUACGUCAAUUGUUUGUGAUGUCGUCAGCGGGUGACUAAAUUUUUUUUAACACAAAUCACGUUUUUAUAGUUUAACAUGCAUCAAACAAUUCAAACAACAUCAAACAAAUGCAUGUAAAUGACAAACGAAAAUAAUAAUCACGUCGUCAGUGAAGGUAAAAUUAACAUUGUUCAUUUAUCCCUUUUCUUCAUCAUUUAUAUGUAUUUAUAUGCACUUCCAAUUGUUUUCUGCAUGUGAAACUAUGAAAAUGUGUUUUGUGUUAAUGAUGCUAACCAAGGUUCCGCCGUACUAAACAGAUCGAGUCAACUUUAAACACAUUUUCAAUGAAAGCUGUGUAACAUUUUGUCUUUUUAUAUCAUGGGAAAAAAAUAAUUUGUCCUGUUGAAUUUUAAAAUCAAACUGUUCUUUUCAUUUACAAAUGAUUACUUGAAUUUUCUAAAAUGAGGCUAUUUGGGGGGAUUCCAAGA